GUACAACAAGGACCGGGUAAAAAAGACUACUGUGGCUGCAACGAACAGAUUGUCAAGACGUACGUAGCACUGCCGAUGGAGUACAUGGGAUGUUGAGUCGCGUCGAAAAUGAUUCAGGGCAGUCGAAGCAGUAAUUCAGACCGAAAUAGGACUGCACAACGAGUGAUGGCGAAUUUUUUGUUUCCCGACCACUCGUCUUCACUCGUCGAUGAAAUAGCAGAUGAUGUUGACUCAAUUAGUACUACACUCCUCGAGCAGCAGGACACGACUAAUCAUCUAGGAGAACGAGGACAACGCGCAGCAGGAGCAUCUUCAUCAAGCAACGCCGUCUGCGAGAGGAGAAGGAGCGACAAGGAUAAGGUUGAACACGCGAAGCUUGCUGGAGAAGGAACGACAUCAAACUUGGGAGAAGGGACGACAUCAAGAAGAUCUGCACAGCCAAAUGCUAGGAAAGCGUCAAAAAAAGAUCAUUUAACCGAAGCUGAGCUCGAACAGGAGUUAGCGGCCGCUCUCAGUGGGAGACCAACGCGGACGCCGAGUAGUCAACAUCUUCUUCUCAACAACAGUAGCAAUAGCACCGGAAGAAUGACGAGAGG
Molecule: messenger RNA, 596 nt
Organism: Amoebophrya sp. A25
Lineage: Eukaryota; Dinophyceae; Syndiniales; Amoebophryaceae
Source: the annotation of a GenBank genome assembly